AUGGCGUCCAGCGUCUUUCUGCCCCAGGGCUCCCUGCUGGGCCCCCCGCCCUGCCUGCAGAGCUCCCACAGCUCCGCCUUCCGCGCCUACGGCGGCGCGCGGGAGGCGGCGGACCUGCGGGACAGCCCCCUGUUCCUGGCCGCCAAGCAGGCCCUGGCCGCCACGCAGGCGGAGGCCGCCGCGGCGGCCCUGCCCUACGCUGCCCCGGCCCUGGGGCCCCGACACCACCGCCAGGUGGCGCAGGCCGGCGCGCCGCGCGUGGCGGGCGUGAAGCUGCCCGUCACCUGCAACGACGUGCGCGGCCUGGUGUUCCUGGACCAGCAGGUGGUCUCCUGCUUCUGCCCGGCCUGCGACGCGCGCGUGGCGGGCGGGCACGACCGCCCGCUCUUCUCCUUCACCCGCUUUGAGCGCCACUCUGGGUCCAAGGCCAAGAAGUGGCGGCUGUCCCUGCGCAUCGACCCGGGGGCGGUGCCGGAGUGCCCCCCAGGCGACGCGCCCAUGCCCAUCGGCCAGUGGCUGGACGCGCGGGGGGUGAUGGCCUGGAGCGCGCGUGCCCCCACCCGCGUCGGCCCCGGCGACUCCGAGUCCGACUCGGGCACGCACGGCGGCGGCGUCGCCGCCGACCGCACGCCGCCUGGCGCGCCGCGCGCCGCCUGGCUCCUAGGCCAGUGCGCCGCCUUCCGGCGCGCGGCGGCGGGGGAAUGGCAGCAGCGCCACGCCGCCAUUUUCCACCUCGUCUUCGGCGUGCUGUCCCAGGACGGCGAACGAAGCGCCUUCAACCAGCACUACAUGCCCUGGCUGAAUGAUCUGGGACUAGAGAGGCUGGACCACGAGUUCCACACGCUGGCCAACUACCUGGCGCUGGCGCGGGCGGGGGCCGAGGUGGGGGAGGUGCAUGGCAUGAUCCGGGCCUACGUCCAGGCCGUCGUCUCCAAGGUGGCCGCCACCUCGCUGGGGAAGGCGCUUGGUCCCUUUCGCGCCUGGGCCUGUCGCCCGUAUGUCAGAGGCAAGGCAGUUCCUGAUUCAUCCCCUUCCACACCCACACCAACCGUGCACGUGGCAGAGGAGACGCAGGGCGUUCCUGGCGUGAAGCCCCUGUCGACGAUGGGCGUCACCAUCUCCCGUGCGGAGGCCGCUCCCACCGCCCCAAACCCCUUCUUCCCAGCCACUGCCGCCGCUGCCAUCGCCGCGGUCGAUAAGCCCAAGACCGACUACAUGAACCUGCCUCAGCCUGUGCGCUACGAUGAGCUACAGCGGGAGAUCAUGAUGUCGCUGAAGCCCGACCUGUUUGAGGGCAUGCGCCUGGAGCUCUCCAAGCCCCUGAACCACAACUUUGGCCUGUCCCACAGCGUGUACAUGGGCAACCUGGAGGUGCCCACCGCCAACAACCAGCCCGUGAAGAUGCCCAUCGGCACCUACGAGUUUGGCGCCAACCUGGUGACCAACAGCGGCAACCUCAUGCUCGGGCGGGUGACCACUGACGGGCGGCUGACGGGGCGGGCGGUGUACAACCUGGCGCCCUGGGCCGCGCUCAAGUCCCAGUUUCAGCUGGCCGGCGAGCCGGGGAUGAGCCAGGGCAUGUUUGACGUGGACGUGCGGGGCGCCGACUGGAACGGCACGCUCAAGUAUGGCACCAGCAACUUCUACGGCGCCAACUACUUCCAGUCCGUGGCGCAGAACCUGUCGCUGGGGGGGGAGAUCUUCUACCUGGCGGAGCAGCGGCGAUCUGGCAUCGGUUUGGCGGCGCGGCACGCCACCGACACCUCGAUCGCCACGGUCCAGGUGGCGAACACUGGCCUGCUGUCGCUCAGCUACCUCCAGCGUGUGAACGAGAAGGUGACCCUGUCCACUGACUUUGUGUUCAACAAGAACUCGCGCGAGGCGACGGCCUCGUUCGGGUACGACUACAUCCUGAGGCAGGCACGACUCCGCGGCCGCAUCGACACCGACGGCAAGAUUGGCGCGUACGUGGAGGAGAGGCUGUCGGUGGGCAUCAAUUUUGUGCUGUCUGCCGAACUGGACCACGUGAAGAAGGACUACAAGUUUGGCUUUGGCCUGAACGUCGGCGAGUGA
Messenger RNA from Auxenochlorella protothecoides, 2073 nucleotides. Its product is annotated as Mitochondrial import receptor subunit TOM40-1. Gene Ontology annotation, biological process: protein import into mitochondrial matrix. NCBI's taxonomy places the organism in Eukaryota, Viridiplantae, Chlorophyta, Trebouxiophyceae, Chlorellales, Chlorellaceae. Bases 1 to 2073 code for a protein of 690 amino acids. Gene Ontology annotation, molecular function: transmembrane protein transporter activity. The record is from RefSeq and is a predicted model, not a curated record. Gene Ontology annotation, cellular component: mitochondrial outer membrane translocase complex; mitochondrial outer membrane. The transcript is spliced from 10 exons.